This is a messenger RNA of Pieris macdunnoughi, 2724 nucleotides long. The record is from the annotation of a GenBank genome assembly. NCBI's taxonomy places the organism in Eukaryota, Metazoa, Arthropoda, Insecta, Lepidoptera, Pieridae.
AUGAAGAUGGCCAUAACUUUCAAAAUGUAUGGUGUGGUGUUUUCGAUACUGUUAUCUUUAUUAUUAAGUCAACAAACUGAUGCUGCUGCAGUGAUAUCCAUUGAUUAUGGUUCAGAAUGGAUAAAAACGGGAAUUGUUUCGCCGGGAGUUCCUAUGGAAAUAGUCCUAAAUAAGGAAUCCAAACGAAAAACACCAGCUGUUGUUGCAUUUAGGGAUGAAGUUAGGACAUUCGGCGAAGAUGCUGUGACAGUUGGCGUUAAAUUUCCUAAAAAUGCGUAUAAAUAUCUUCUAGAUCUUUUGGGCAAGCCAUAUGAUCACCCAUUAGUACAAGCCUACAGAGAAAGAUUCCCAUAUUACGAGAUUGUAAAAUCAGAAAGAGGAACGCCAGAAUUUGUUCAUGAUGAAAAGACAAGGUUUACCCCAGAAGAGUUGGUAGCACAACUACUUGCUAAUUCCAAAGAAUUCGCUGAAAUAAGCCAUGGUCAACCAAUCACUGAGUGUGUCCUUACCAUCCCCGGCUACUUCAACCAAGCUGAACGUAGGGCUAUGAAGGAAGCUGCUUCUUUGGCAGGCUUAAAUGUACUUCAACUAAUUAAUGAUUAUACAGCAAUUGCUAUCAAUUAUGGUAUUUUCCGGAGGAAGGAAAUCAAUGAAACGGCAUGGCACACACUUUUCUUUGACAUGGGAUCGGCAUCCACAAAGGCGGCGUUAGUUGAAUACAAAACAGUGAAGACAAAAGAAAAGGGAUAUGUUGAGACAGUACCACAACUGCAAGUGAUUGGUGUUGGAUUUGAUAGAACCUUGGGUGGAUUAGAAAUGACUUUACGUUUAAGAGAGCAUUUGAUUAAGGCAUGGGAAGCAAACGGAGGUGGUGAUGUAAGGGCUUCACCCAGGGCUAUGGAGAAAUUGUUCCGAGAGGCUGAGAGAGUCAAGAUCGUAUUAUCAGCCAAUACUGAACAUUAUGCGCAGAUUGAGAGCUUACUUGAUGAUAAAGACUUCAAGUUACAAGUGACCCGUGCUGAUCUAGAAGGCCUAUGCUCUGACCUUUGGGCACGAGUGUCGAACGUGAUCCACCGAGCCAUUUCAUCAGCCGGUGGAGCGGGUGCUGGAGCCAAAGUGAUAGUGGCCGGUGGUGCUUCAAGAGUACCCGCAGUACUUGAGGCUUUGAAAACCGCAGCUGGCGUUGAUCCCCAUAAAUCCAUCAAUGCUGAUGAAGCAGCUACCCUCGGGGCUGUUUAUAGAGCUGCUUCUCUCGCGACGGGAUACAAAGUGGCAGCCCUCAAUGUCAGGGACGCGGUUCUAUUGCCCAUACAGGUCGUAUUCAGCAGACAGGUUGACGGAAAUGAGAAGUUGAUAAGAAGAACUCUCUUCGGCCCGAUGAAUCCUUACCCCCAAAAGAAAGUAAUUACCUUUAACAAACACACAGACGAUUUCAGUUUUAACGUCAACUAUGCUGAAUUAGAUCACAUCCCAUCCAAUGAACUGGAAAAUAUUGGUACAUUAAACCUAACUCAAGUUGUUCUCACUGGGGUCAAUGACGCCCUUAACAAAAAUGCGGGAGACAACGUUGAAAACAAAGGCAUCAAAGCACAUUUCAAUAUGGAUGAUUCUGGAAUUCUUAACCUAGUUAACGUAGAAUUCGUCGCAGAGAAAACUGUCACCGACGACGAAGAUACCGAUAGUACGUUAUCUAAAAUCGGAAGUACUAUUAGCAAACUAUUCGGCUCAGACUCAGAAUUGCCAGACAAAGCGGAAGAAAAAUCUGAAGAACAACCCCAAGAAGCCGAGAAGAAUGAUACAGCCAAAGCUAAUGAGACCACAACUGAAAAACAAAACGCAACGGAACCAGAAAGCAAACCGAAACCCAAAAUUGUUGUUCUAAAAGAACCCGUCAAUGCUAACGAGCAGAUACUAAACUUACAACCGUUAUCUCCAGACCAAUUUAAAACAUCAAAAACCAAGAUAAACAAACUCAACGAAAUCGACAGAAAGCGAAUCGAAAGAGAAACAGCACUUAACAACUUGGAGGCAUUCGUUGUUGACGUACAAAUGAAAGUAGACAUGGAGGAGUAUGCAGAAUGUGGAACUCCAGAAGAGAUUGAGGUAAUCAAGAAACUCUGUAGUGAAGUUUCCGAUUGGCUCUAUGAUGAUGGGUAUGAGGCUGAGACUGCUAUGUUCGAAGAGAAAUUAAACGCAGUCAAAGAAAAGACAAACCAGAUGUUCUACAAACAUUGGGAACACAGGGAGAGACCCGACGCGAUUGCCGCAAUCAAAAGUGUUCUAAAUAAUUCUCGGGAAUUCCUUAAAUCGGCCAAGAAUUACACUAAAGAAGCUAGCCCUGAAAGAGAUGUGUUUACUGAUGUAGAGAUAUCGCUUUUGGAAAAGAAAAUUGAAGAAACUAAAAGUUGGGUGGACAAAUCCGUCGCAGAACAAAACGCGCUCAAAAAGAACGAAGAUGUGAAACUGACAGUCGAAAGUAUAAGGGAAAAAAUAACGAACUUGGAUCGUGAAGUUAAGUAUCUGCUCAACAAACUGAAGAUUUGGCGCCCCAAGAAACCAAAGAAGGUGGAGAAUAAAACGGAAACCCCAACUGAAUCGGAAAAAACGGAGGGCCAAGAAAAACCGGUCGAGGAACCUGAAAAGUCGAAAGAGCCGGAAAAAGUAGAAGUCGAGGAAGAAGCUACGGAAAUACCGCAGUUAGAUAAUGAACAUUCCGAGUUAUAA